Rhodotorula toruloides NP11 is the source of this 1668-nucleotide messenger RNA. RefSeq names its product MFS multidrug transporter. NCBI's taxonomy places the organism in Eukaryota, Fungi, Basidiomycota, Microbotryomycetes, Sporidiobolales, Sporidiobolaceae. The record is from RefSeq and is a predicted model, not a curated record. Gene Ontology annotation, molecular function: transmembrane transporter activity. The coding region runs from base 1 to 1668 and encodes 555 amino acids. Gene Ontology annotation, biological process: transmembrane transport. The transcript is spliced from 10 exons.
AUGACGGGCACUGCGGGUCUCGCUGGUGAUAGAGGACGUAGACGAGAAGCUGUCAGGACGGAUGACGAGCGGGAACCGCUGCUUGGACGGGCGGAGGAGCGGGAGGAGACGAAGAAGGCGACCCCUCUACCUCUGACCCAACUCCUCGUCCUCUCCCUCAUGCGCUUCGGCGAACCCGUCGCCUUCACGCUCAUCUUUCCCUUCGUCUCCCAAUUUAUCGAAGACCUGCACGUCACCGACGACCCGUCCAAGAUCGGCUACUACGCCGGAAUCAUCGAGUCGAUCUUUGCGUUCACGACGUUCUCGACGGUGUUGGCUUGGGGGAGGCUGUCGGAUCGGAUAGGUCGGAAACCUGUGCUCAUCAUCGGCUUGACGGGUGUGACGCUCUCCAUCGUCUCGUUCGGCCUCAGCAAGUCCUUCUGGAUGCUCGUGGUUUCUCGCUGUGUUGGCGGCAUGCUGAACGGGAACGUGGCGGUGAUCAAGUCUGUCGUGGGCGAGAUCACGGACGAGUCGAAUCAAGGUCGGGCCUUCUCCUUCCUCCCGCCUGCAUGGUCCAUAGGCUCCAUCAUUGGACCUCUACUGGGCGGCUACCUGUCCCACCCUGCCGACAACUUCCCCUCCCUCUUCGGCCACUCAACCUUCUUCCGCAACAACCCUUAUGCCCUCCCCUGCUUCGUCGGCGCGCUCUUCCCCUUCCUCGGCGCACUCGUCGGCCUCUUCUUCCUCGAAGAAUCGCUCAAGCCCGUCAAACCUGUCGCCCCUGUCGAAGGCGACCGAGAAUGGAGGAAGAGCGUGUCGAGACAUCAGCGCUUUGUUGCGGCAACUUCGACGACGUUGCCAGCUCCUCCAGGCCAGCUGAGGCGGUUUGAGGAGGACGAGGGGACGGACAGCGGAUAUAGCACGCCUGCGCGCGAGGCGAGCGCGUCUCGGUUGGCUGAGGGAGGUGUGAGUGCGGAGCAGGUGGCGAAUGAGGGAGCGGCAAUCAAGGCGAAGAAGCCGCCUGGCUUUCGCGAACUGUUCACGCCGCGAGUAUGGGCGUCGCUCGUCACCUACGCGCUCCUCGCGCUGGAGACGGUCGGCCUGGACGCCCUCUUCAUCCUUUUCUGCUACUCUUCCGUCAAGAUCGGCGGCCUAGGCUUCAAAGAAUCCGACAUCGGCUUCGCCCUCUCCCUCAACGGCCUCCUCUCCGUAGCCCUCCAAGUCCUCUUCUUCCCGCCGCUCCAAAAACGAUUCGGCACCGUCCGCCUCUACAGGACGUUCAUGAGCCUGUGGCCGGUCGUGUUUGCGCUCUUUCCGGUGAUGGGGUGGUGUGCGCGCGAGAGGGGACGUAGGGAAGUUUGGACCGUGAUGGUGGUCAUGUUGGCGCUCAAGUCGAUCGCCAACAUGUCGUAUGGCUGCAACAUGCUCAACAUAACCGACUCUGCGCCCUCCAAGCGCCUCCUAGGCACACUGAACGGCGUCGCCCAAAUGGUCGCGUCAUUGAUGCGCGCCCUAGGCCCCUUCACCGCCUCCUCCCUCUUCGCCUUCUCCGUCUCCCACCGCCUCUGGGGCGGGAACUUUGUCUUCGUCGUUAUGGUCCUCCUGGCGCUCGUAGGGGCGGGGAGUACGUUCGCGUUGCACGAGGGUGGGAGGGCGAGCGCGACAGAGGAAGAGGAGCAGAACUCGUAG